AUGGCCGCCACGGGCUCCGACAACGUCCUCUACGUGGUGUUGCUGAUUCACCUGAUCUUGUGUAUUGUGUUGCUGAGCAACCUGACGCCCAGCGGCGGGUCCAACAUCUCUCCCUUGGUGGUCGCCGGCAUCACUGUGCCCAGCACAGUGCAGUGGGCCUUCGCCACGUUCAACGCCUUGUCCAUCGUCAGCAUUAUCAUGGCGGGCGUCGGCAAUCUGUACUUGAUUCAAAGCCAUCUGGAAGUAUACCUGUGGCUCCUGGUCUUGUCGCUGGCCACCGACAUCUCCGCCAUAGUGGUGUUCCUGUUCUGGGGCAGCUCCUGCUCCACGAACCACGCGAGCUCGUCGCACAUCGCGGACACUGUGUCGUGCAGCUUCACCACAGGAGGAGCUAUCCUUGGACUUGCUGUGCUAUUUGUGUUCAAGGUGGUAGCCCUCUUCAUGACGAGCAGGGCGAGGAAAACAGUCCGCACCAAGUACAGCGAGGAGUUGCUGCCGUACCUGAAGAUGAGUUUCAGGAGCUCAUUUUCAGAAGCGUCAGCCUUCGGCCCUGAAGCGUGCGCCAUUGCUGGGGGGCCGCUCCCGCGGAGGCGAGCUCGAGAUCGCUCUCCUUCCGCGGGACGGCGGUGCCGCCGGCGGGCGGCUACGGGACGACGAUGGUCAGCUAGUUCGGCAACCUCAUGCUGGCGUCCUUCGCUGGGAUGGACCACAGCUUGCUUCGUCUCGCUAGUGAGCGUUUGGCGAGCUGCGCAUGUAGAUCUGAGCCGAGCCUGCUUCCCAGCCACGACGCAUGCAAAUGCGUCGGGCAUCGCGUGCGAGGUGCUCUAUACAGUGCCUCCCGUGCAGUAG
Prorocentrum cordatum is the source of this 849-nucleotide messenger RNA. NCBI's taxonomy places the organism in Eukaryota, Dinophyceae, Prorocentrales, Prorocentraceae. The record is from the annotation of a GenBank genome assembly.